This is a messenger RNA of Dibothriocephalus latus, 1032 nucleotides long. Lineage: Eukaryota; Metazoa; Platyhelminthes; Cestoda; Diphyllobothriidea; Diphyllobothriidae. The record is from the annotation of a GenBank genome assembly.
AUGGCAGACGCCGCAGAUGAGGACUUUUAUCCUUUGGGGAGUUUCUACGUCACCGACAAGGAAUUUGAUAAGCUUCUUACAAUGACCUUCGAGACUUAUAUGAUUUCACCCUGGACGAACAAGAUGGAAGACACGUGUAGACAUCCUGUGGAAAUUCCCAUCUGCAUCGGAGGAGCAAUGGAAGCUCCACCGGAAAACACAGUACGCCAGCUAUCUGAACUGCUUCUUCGUGACUGUGACUCCUUCGAGGAAUGUCGAGCCUUCUUAUGCCCACAGUCAGCUGUUACUGUAUUUCACGUACUGAUUGACAUUUUCAAACGCAUGGAAAAUGCCAUAUUUCCCAUCUCAGUGAGGACAGCUAAAGUGGUGGAAAAACUUGUGCUGAUGGAGCCCGUGCACCCUUAUGACUUCAAAUUGGCCGACGUGCUCUACAAGGAAUCAAUGGCCUUCUGCACCGAUACAGGCGGGAAAGGCCAUACCGAUAAAAAGGUUAAACAGCCGGAUAAUAUCGUGGACUUUUUGAGUACUUUCUAUAACUGCAGCUAUGUGGGCAAACAACAGAAAUGGCGUCUGGUUAACGUGUUCAAUAAACGCAUUUUUCACGACCUGCAUCUAAUUGAGAGUAACCUGCGGCGCAAUACUAUAAGGUUUGUUCUAAAAAACUUUCUGCACAUCGCUCGCCGCUACGUAAUAUCGAAUCUCAUAACACUGAGGAGAAAACGCGACGAAACUUGGACCUUGAACACUAUCACAACACUUCCUCAUGUCACAGAGUUCGUUUUGAAGACCAUCGCAACCAACUUUGCACCACACUUCUUUCGGUUUCAUCCUACAACUUGUCUGCAGGCGGAUCUGGCCAUCCGGCUGAUGAUCAACAUUUUUUGCGCCAACACUGACCGGGCAUGGAUGCCGAAACAACCAUUAAACUCUAUCCUUAUUAAUAUGGAACCGUCGCUGUGUCAUGAGCGUUGCGUCUGUGGACGCGGUGAAGUGGGGGGACAGCAUUCUCUUGCCAAGUUUGCUCAUCUGUAA